This is a messenger RNA of Coniophora puteana RWD-64-598 SS2, 609 nucleotides long. RefSeq lists its product as uncharacterized. Lineage: Eukaryota; Fungi; Basidiomycota; Agaricomycetes; Boletales; Coniophoraceae. The transcript has 3 exons. Bases 1 to 609 code for a protein of 202 amino acids. The record is from RefSeq and is a predicted model, not a curated record.
AUGACAUGGCUCUAUGUAGAUUCUGCAUAUCUGCUAGUAUUUGCCGCAUCUCUUCGGCGGCUCUGCUCGGACACUCUCGCAAGUAUCGUCCUUUCUCAUUCCGUCGAUCACAAGGAUCGCACUCAACCGCCUUCCAAUCUUCACUUCCAAGCUCUCUCAGCUUUGGCCUCGUUUCAUGCUCUUAAGACUCUCUGGAUUGAACUGGAGAUGGAAGAUCGGGUUGAAGUAUCCGGGCAGCAGCUGAUCGCACUUGUUCCAAAUUGGCCCCAGCUGGAGAAACUACGUAUCUACCCCUUCGAUACCAGCGACGGUAUUUCUGUAUCGUCUCUCGCUGGUAUUUUGCAGCACCUUCCAAAUGCAUUCGAAGUGUCUGUCCCCACAACGAUGUUUGACUCCGACUUCGAUGAUCUUCCUGACAUGUACCCGACGUUCAAGCAGGUGAAGCGGCUCUGCAUAGCGUACGAGGAGCACGACGUCGAUGAGCGCCUUCCUUGGACGAGCUCGACUUACGACAUGAGAGAGGGUAGGUGGGUUGCGAACCAGUACGCGUCGGACGAGCGGUCUUCGGACGAGAAACAUACGAGUGUGGAUAGCGGAGAAGAGGAGUAG